UCUGGAGUAUGGUGUUGCCUUUCAGGAGUUUAUGUUCCUGUACCCUGAUCGAUAAAACUAUGGAAAGUCUCCACUCUUCCUGAGCGAAAAUGUCCACGGUCACAGUGCAGCUGGGUCAGUGCGGUAACCAGGUGGGUCACGAGCUGUUUGACAUCAUCUGCAGCGAUGCUCAGGAGGGACAGAGGAAGGUGUACACGACAGCCAGCUGUGAGCGCUUCUUUCAUCAAACCACAGACGGAGACCUUAUAGCCAGGGCGGUGCUGAUUGACAUGGAGCCAAAAGUGAUCAACCAGAGUAUCAGCAGGGCUGCAAGAUCUGGCAGGUGGAGGUACGGAGAGACUGCACACUUCAGCCAGAAGCAGGGCUCUGGGAACAACUGGGCUAAUGG
Plectropomus leopardus (leopard coralgrouper) is the source of this 388-nucleotide messenger RNA. NCBI's taxonomy places the organism in Eukaryota, Metazoa, Chordata, Actinopteri, Perciformes, Serranidae. The record is from RefSeq and is a predicted model, not a curated record.